CGCGCCCCGCGCCCCCGCGCGCUCCGGCCUAGGCGGCUCCUCCGUGGGCGCUCGGGCCGCCUCCCCGCCCGGUCCUGCGCCGCGCCUUCCCGGCCGGCCCAUCGCAGCCUGGGGGCGCAGGGGCCCGAGUCCCGCCGGCCGAGCGGAUCCUGGGAGCCCCAGCAGGGUAGGAGGGGCUGGGAACGCGCCCCGGGGCUCCCCGGACCGAGAGAGCCCAGGGCUGCUUCUCUGAACCCCGCGUCGAGGCCCGCGAGCGUGCGCGCUGCCCCGCGUGGGCGUGUUCCACGGCCUGGAGACGUGUGUGUGUGUGUGUGUGUGUGUGUGUGUGUGUGUGUGUGUAGGGGGGUAGGGGCACCCGCCCCGCAGCUCCGGCUCGGUGGCUGGGUCGGGCAGACGUCUGCAGGCCUGGCUGCGCCUAGGCGCGCUGCUCACAGGCCCACCUGCCAGCCAGGCCCGGGAAGGGCCCCGUGUGUGGUAAGUGACACAGACGCACAAGCCUCACUCCUGGAAGGGCCACCAUCGCCUCUGACCCCGACCCACUUGCUGACUGGGCAGGGAAGUGAGUUUGGAGACCAGACCGGAUGUGGUGGUGGAAGUUGGGAGCUGGAGGGCCUGCCCCCAGGUUUCUUCUCCGUGCCUUUUCCUGGCAGGAGCCAUUCUAGUCCAGAUGUGGUUUCUCUUAACCCGGCUUUAGGGAGCCAGUCCCCGCAGGAUCAAGCCUGUAGGUCCAGACGGGUCCUGGGACUGAGUAGUCCUGUCCUUGAGGUUUCUGGCCUCCAGGCUGAGCUCCCAGAUGAGAAAAGAACCAGGGGGCCUCUGGGGCCCUAUGUUCUCUGCUCUGGCUGAACCCACCAAGGAACCUUCCUGAGCAGUUUCUCAACAGGAGGUGAGGGCUGGACACAGGCCCUGGAAGCAGGAGUGGGGCCACAGUCACUUGGGGGAGCUGUGCCUUUGGAGCUUAGGGUGUUGGGUUCCUCAGCUUAUGCUGACAAGUCUGGGGGAGGCCCCCACUGGCAAGUCUCCAGCCUGGCUCUGACGGCGGUGGGGAUGGGAGUCUCUGGUCCUCCCAUGCCACCCCUGGACUCAGACCAGGGAUUUGCUGAGGUUUCCAACCUGCUCUCCUCCUGCACCCUGGCUCCUCCAGCUUUGGCCUGUGGGGGCUAGCUCUGUCCACCCCACCCCAUCUGACACAGGAGGAAACUGUCAGGUUGGUGAAUGGGGAGGUGGGGGGGUGGUGAUAACCAGCUCUGGAGUGAAUCAGGAUGGAGUGAGCCAGGAGCAGAGGGUGGGGGGAGACACAGACUCCCAACACCUGGCCUGAAGGAUUUCCCCCAUCUUGCUACACACACCCACUUUUGGACUCAGAGAAGUCUCCCAGCCCCCUUGCCUGAGUGUUGCCAUGACACUCCAACCCCUUCUCCAGGAGAUGCAGUCCCUGGGAGCACUGCUAGCCAGCAGAGCCAUGCUUCACAACUCCAGCCACAGAGAAGGCACGGUCCACGUGGAUAAGACACGGAGGAUGCAGGACAGGGAUGGGGAAGGGGUGUGGAUAGGGGGAGCUCUGGCUCCCAAUACCUCCUCUCCAUUCCCCCCUGAGCCUCCAGGGGCCUCAGGCAACAUUAUCCCCGUCUACUGUGCCCUCCUGGCCACCGUGGUCCUCGGCCUGCUCGCCUACGUGGCCUUCAAGUGCUGGCGCUCACAUAAACAAAGACAGCAGCUGGCCAAAGCUCGGACUGCAGAGCUGGGGGACCUCGACAGGGACCAGAGGCAUGGGGACAGCAUUGUCUUCCUGGACAAUCCUAGCGGUCGGGAGCCCUGUGCCCCCAGCCAGGGGUCACAUCCUGAAUUUGGCUGCCGGCUUUACCUUCACCUCCCUCGGCCGCAGCAAGAGGAAGUGGAGCGGCUCCUGGAAGCAUCGGGCGAAGCUGACAAAGGCUGGCAGGGCCUAGCAGGCCGUCUGGGCUACCCGGCUGAUGCUGUGGAGGUCAUAGCCCGGGGCCAGCUGCCAGCCCACACCCUGCUCAGGGACUGGGCUGUCAAAGAAGGCAGUGGUGCCACCCUGAGGGUGCUAGAGGACACCCUGGCUGCCAUGGGCCGUGAAGAUGUGCUCCGGGUCCUGGGUCCCCCGGCUGAGGGCUGCUCUGUGGUGUGAGUGAUGCCACCACGGCCAGGCCUCUCAGGGAACCUGCUCUGGUGCUCCCCCCACAGCCACAUGUGCUUUCCUUUUCAUGAGCUUCCUGGCACUGGCGGCCUCAGCCUGCUCUGUUUGGAGGGAACACAGAAGGUCCAGCCACCGCUCACCUCCCCUUGCCCUACCUUCCUCCAGGACAGCGACCAGGACAUGGGGAGGGACUUAGCAGUGGUCCUGCCUUCCCCCUCCCCACUACACCUCCCUUAUCUGCGUCAACUGGUUUUUCUACUUUUGUAUCUCAUAUUAAAGGCAACUUUGGACUAC
Nyctereutes procyonoides (raccoon dog) is the source of this 2455-nucleotide messenger RNA. Its product is annotated as death domain-containing membrane protein NRADD-like. Gene Ontology annotation, biological process: Rho protein signal transduction. Gene Ontology annotation, cellular component: cell surface; plasma membrane. Gene Ontology annotation, molecular function: death receptor activity; nerve growth factor binding; coreceptor activity. Lineage: Eukaryota; Metazoa; Chordata; Mammalia; Carnivora; Canidae. The transcript has 4 exons. The record is from RefSeq and is a predicted model, not a curated record. The coding region runs from base 1400 to 2152 and encodes 250 amino acids.